AUGGAGAUGACCAUUCAGUGUCCACGGUCACUCAAAAUAUUUGUCUUCGCCGCAGCAUAUGGGUAUAAGUGGCCCGGAGAAGCACUAUGCUAUACCGAAACGCAUCACCUCGGUUACGAUAACGAUUGCGUGUCGCUGUGUUCAACGUACGUUGUCGCUAGUCGCUGCCACGGCCGAAAAACUUGCACGGUUUUUGUCGAUUCGAAUACUUUUGGCCAGCCCUGUAGAACCGGUACUCAACCGUAUUUAACCGUCCACUAUUCGUGUGCUCUGUCUAAGGAAGACUUCCCGUAUACAAACUGCCAGAAUUUAGUAACCAGUGCCAACCGGACCAAACCGGAAAUAGAUUACUUCGAUCCAUUUUUCGAUACCGACGCACCGACACCGACAGCACAAGCCGUUAACAAAACCACCCCUUACGGACCUCUGCUGGUCGGGUUCGAUCCCAGAGUCUUCCACCACUGGAUGUCUGCUAAGGAUUUCAUGAAAAACAAUCUAGAGAGGUUAGCACUCUACGGCGUGAUUGGUGCUCUCGUGGGAUUCUGCCUUCUCCUCCUUGUCAUCAUCUUCAAACUCUACAUCGUCAUUUCCGGUUUCAGACGCAUCUCAUCCGCAGCGUCCAUGCACUACGCCACCGUGCCGCCGGCCGGAGUGGGGCUGUUAGAUAGACCAUAUCCGGACCGCCAGAUUAGGGAUUAUCCGGCCAAGAUUAGGAACGAUGAAGUUGAUUAUAGAAAACUUUUUGGAAAGGGUUAUUACUUUGGCAGUAGUUCGGAGAUACUUGCUAAGCUUAAAAUGGGUGAACGUAGGUCGGCUGUCAGUGCUACAACAGCAACUACUACAGUUACUACUCCAGCUAUUGUAACUGCCGUUACUACAACUGCUGCAACGACUGCUGCUGCCGUUGGCGCAGCUGCUUCUACUACUACCUUAAUUUUUUCAGCUGCUGAGUUGGCCACAAAAACCAUCAUUGCAAUAGCUACACCGGGCGGAUUUAAGGUGUCAGCAACGGCAGUGUCACCGGUAACAACAACGUCGUCGCCGUUAUCGUCAGCAGCGACGACAGCAACCACAUCUCCGAAACAAACGCAACCGGAAAAGUAUCGUUUCGGUAUCGGUCGGAAACGUUUCGCGACGCAGACAGACCGCGCGGAAGACAGCGUCUACGACAACGUUGAAUCGCUGCUGACGCCGGAGAUUCCGCGCAGACUCGUCAUACCUCCUAUCUUGUCGGAUGAAGGACUCAACGCUCCCAGCUUCCUGGCUCAGGAUGACGACAGUCCCGUCUUCGUACACGUGGAAUCCCCCAGGGAAAGCCCGCUACUUCGGAACGGGGAUAGCAACGGAGAGGAUCCGGGCGAUAAAACAGUUGUGACGUCACCGGCCUCGUUUGUUGGCAGUGGUGAGGCUGUGGUCGGUAGUGGUUUUGUUGUUGCUGCUGAUGUUGAAGAUGAGGGUAGGCGGUGGUUGCAGCAGCAGCAACAUCGGCAACGAUUGAAACAGCAACAACAACAACAGCAACAGCAGCAGCAACAACAACAACAACAACAACAUCCAGAAGAUGUAGAAACAAUUGUAUCUCCUCGUUUUAGCCUGCCGAGAAAAAAAAAAAUUAAAGACUCAGCCGAGGUAGACAUCGGUAGAAUUAUACUCGAUACCACAAUACCGUCGAUAAGCAUACCACACUCAACUACUCACGAUCCAGAGCAUCCAUGUCCACCAGCCUCUUAUGAAAUAGGCCAACAACCAACACAACAAGAUAAUAAAACACAACAACAAAUUCAAGCAGCUCUUCAGCAGCAGCAACAAUUACAACAACAACAACAUUUACAACAACAACAACAUUUACAACAACAACAACAUUUACAACAACAAUUACAACAACAACAACAAUUACAACAACAACAACAAGUACAGCAACAACAACUGCAGCAGCAACAACAACAACAUGGGUCAGUUCGUCAAACGUUUGCAUACUCAACUCAGAUACAAUAUUCGCAACAGUUGUCGCCGAGACAGCAGCAGCAACAGCCACAGCUACAAAAAACAUACAUCGCCCCACUGCAUCCACGAUCAAUCACAUCAACAACAUUAACAACGACCACAUCAGCAACACUACCAUCAAUCCACAUAAUCCUACCGUCACCAACUGCCUCAACGCCGACCUAUAGAUCUUUCCCAACUUCACCACAGCCACAACGACCACUCUCGUCGCAACCACCAACAACCACAGCAACCGCAACGACCACAAACGUGCCUAAAAUUCGAAAACUUUACGAGUUUGAUACGUCAUCGUCACCUCCGUUUACGUCAUCAACGAAACUGUUGCCAACUUUUACAACGUUGUUACGGCCAGGUAGUUUUAGCAACGUUCACAGGCGUGAGCCACAUCUCAAUGUCAGGAAAUCCAAACUACAGCCACAACAGCGUCCACAGUCGCAUUACUUUAAAUGA
This is a messenger RNA of Helobdella robusta, 2454 nucleotides long. RefSeq lists its product as hypothetical. Gene Ontology annotation, molecular function: carbohydrate binding. Bases 1 to 2454 code for a protein of 817 amino acids. The record is from RefSeq and is a predicted model, not a curated record. Lineage: Eukaryota; Metazoa; Annelida; Clitellata; Rhynchobdellida; Glossiphoniidae. The transcript is spliced from 5 exons.